AUGACCCAGUUUAUAGCACUUCAAAUCCAGCGGGGAGAAUUGGCUAGCAGUUGUGGUAAAUAUAGUGAUAAUCCAAUAUUGCUAAUUCAUCCCCAUUGCGAUUGUUCUUAUUAUUUUAACGAUUUCGUUACUAGUCCUUAUGUGGUAAAAAAAUAUUCGACUGGUUAUCUUAAACCUUUUGAUGUUGUCGAAACAGACAUGAAACUAUUCGAACAUGUUGGAGUAUAUUUAGGUAAAAUUGAUGGAGAGUUUAAAGUUUGUCACUUUACUAGGAAAAAAAACAAUACUACAAUUGACAAUUGGAAUGAUUUUUUUCAGGGAAGAGUAAUUGGUUGUCAUCCAAUUGUCCCUUUUAACCCAA
This is a messenger RNA of Racocetra persica, 361 nucleotides long. The record is from the annotation of a GenBank genome assembly. Lineage: Eukaryota; Fungi; Glomeromycota; Glomeromycetes; Diversisporales; Gigasporaceae.